This is a messenger RNA of Adineta ricciae, 1161 nucleotides long. NCBI's taxonomy places the organism in Eukaryota, Metazoa, Rotifera, Eurotatoria, Adinetida, Adinetidae. The record is from the annotation of a GenBank genome assembly.
AUGAGAUAUAUAGAGGCUCUGUCUCGCCUGCCUCCAUCUGAAAUGCUCGAUACAUCAAUGCUCGAUGCGGAAACUGGCGGUGCAUCGAGUGGAUUCAAUUACUCAUCUCAAUAUGCAUCUCGACGAGCUUCAGUUAAUUACCGGACACAAUUUGGAUCAAUGAGUGCCGAUGAAUACCUCACACCGAUGUUACAAGUAAAUCAACGUACCGACACCAAUGUUGCACGACGACUAUCGCGAAAUUCAUUUCUCAUUCCUCCUCAAACAUUUGUACGUCGAGUAACAACAGACGAUCUCAAAGACAAACGUGAACAAUCUGGUUAUUGCUUUGGUGUUCUGAUUGUCCUUAGUUAUUUACUUGUCAUUAUUACAUUUCCAUUAUCGUUGUGUUUCUGUCUUAAAGUUGUACAAGAAUACGAACGAGCUGUUAUUUUCCGUCUUGGCCGUAUCUUAGACAACGGUGCACGCGAGAUUGUUUCUGUCAUGUCUUACCAAGAUGAAAAAUCGUUUCUACGAUGUCACGAAGUCAAUUAUUUCCGACCUGGCCUAUUCUUUCUUUUACCAUGCAUCGAUACUUACAGUAAAGUUGAUCUUCGAACAGUAACAUUCGAUGUACCACCACAAGAAAUUCUUACGAAAGAUAGUGUGACAGUGGCAGUCGAUGCUGUCGUUUACUUUCGAAUCUUCAAUUCAGUUAUAUCAAUAACAAAUGUGGAAGAUGCAGCUAAGUCAACAAAGCUCCUAGCAGCAACAACAUUACGAAAUGUUUUGGGCACGAAAACUCUCCAUGAGAUUCUUGCUGAACGAGAUAAAAUCGAUACUGUCAUUCAAACGAGUCUCGAUGAAGCAACAGAUCCUUGGGGUGUGAAAGUUGAACGUGUGGAAGUGAAAGAUGUUCGUCUGCCAAUUGCUCUACAAAAGGCGAUGGCAGCUGAAGCUGAAGCUUCUCGAGAUGCACGUGCCAAAAUAAUUGCUGCCGAAGGUGAAAUGAAAGCAAGUCGCGGUUUGAAAGAAGCCGCAGACAUUAUCAAUGAAUCACCUAUAGCUAUGCAAUUGAGAUAUUUGCAAACGUUAACGCAAAUCGCUGCCGAACGAAAUUCAACGAUCGUUUUUCCGAUACCCGUCGAACUUUUACAAGCUGUUUCACAGAUACAUCGAUGA